AUGAUAUGCGAUGUGGAAGCGGGAUGGGGUGGGCCGGAGUUACGGACUGAAGAACAUUUCCAUCGACUUCUCAUAUCUCUCGGCUAUGCGGCCCAACGCAUGCCUCGUUUGAAGAACAUGAAGAUUGAAGUGGAAAGCGUUUAUAACUUUACCUUCUAUCUUCAGCAGAAGGCCGACCAGAUUACCCUGGAAUGGGAAUGUCAUUCCCCAUAUUGGCCAGAUAGUCGGAUGGCAAAGGCGUGGAACUUUGACCUGGAUGAUGUGAAAAGUGGUUCCAAAUACGAGAAAUAA
This is a messenger RNA of Penicillium soppii, 291 nucleotides long. RefSeq lists its product as uncharacterized. The transcript has a single exon. NCBI's taxonomy places the organism in Eukaryota, Fungi, Ascomycota, Eurotiomycetes, Eurotiales, Aspergillaceae. The coding region runs from base 1 to 291 and encodes 96 amino acids. The record is from RefSeq and is a predicted model, not a curated record.